Molecule: messenger RNA, 404 nt
Organism: Hyaena hyaena (striped hyena)
Lineage: Eukaryota; Metazoa; Chordata; Mammalia; Carnivora; Hyaenidae
Gene: FREY1
Product: chromosome unknown C11orf94 homolog
Exons: 3
Coding region: 85-369 (94 amino acids)
Source: RefSeq, a predicted model, not a curated record
GGGCGCUGGCAGCAGUUCCGUCCUGCCGGGGGAGGGGCAGGCAGAAGCCUGGGUCAGGGACCAGAGGAGAAGACGGUUCUCGCCAUGCUGGGGGCCCCAGAGCCCAGGGCCGGGCUCCGCCUCUUUUUCCUCUACCUCGUCCUGGCAGCCGCCCUCUGCCCCCAGCCACUGAGGCCUCAGCAAUCUGUUCCUGAAGAAUUUUCAGGCCCGCUGGAACUCUCACAGCCGUUUUCUGGCCUGGUGGACGACUAUGGGGUUCGGCCCAAGCACCCCUGGCCACGAGGGCCUCGCCCCCUGCUCGCCCAGGCCCAGCAGCGCAAGCGUGACGGGCCAGACAUGGCGGAGUAUGACUACGACGCACAUCUGUGACGGGAGCCCCUCAUAAAGCUAUUCUGUACAGCAAA